AUGACUUCUGCUGAACGAAUUCUGGCUUACACUGAAAUCAAACCAGAGAAAGGACACGAGAUCAAUGAACAACCGCGUAAAGAAUGGCCAGAUUUAGGCAAAAUAAAGUUCAAAAAUGUUUCAUUGCGAUAUUAUGAAAAUGGACCUAAAGCAUUGAAAGAUUUAUCAUUUCAAAUCAAUCCAUGUGAAAAGAUUUGUGUUGCAGGAAGGACAGGUGCUGGCAAAUCUUCCCUGAUUGCUGCGCUCAUGAGGAUUGGCGAAAUUGAGGGAAAUAUUAUCAUAGAUAAUGCCGAUAUCCAAUAUUUAAAUCUGCAAUCUACUCGUCAACGGAUUUCUGUGAUUUCUCAGUCUCCUGAGCUUUUCAACGGUUCUAUCAGAGAGAACCUAAAUCCAACAGGAGAAUUCGAUGAUACUGAAAUAUGGAAAGUUUUGGAUCAGAUGCAAAUGAAGUUUUCUUGUUCGAAGUUUACCAGAAAAGCUUGA
Molecule: messenger RNA, 483 nt
Organism: Paramuricea clavata
Lineage: Eukaryota; Metazoa; Cnidaria; Anthozoa; Malacalcyonacea; Plexauridae
Source: the annotation of a GenBank genome assembly